Messenger RNA from Tilletiaria anomala UBC 951, 4789 nucleotides. RefSeq lists its product as uncharacterized. The record is from RefSeq and is a predicted model, not a curated record. Gene Ontology annotation, cellular component: mRNA cleavage and polyadenylation specificity factor complex; nucleus. The coding region runs from base 179 to 4681 and encodes 1500 amino acids. The transcript is spliced from 7 exons. NCBI's taxonomy places the organism in Eukaryota, Fungi, Basidiomycota, Exobasidiomycetes, Georgefischeriales, Tilletiariaceae. Gene Ontology annotation, molecular function: nucleic acid binding; protein binding.
GUCUUCAUCGUUGCUGAUUGGACAUGCUUUCGUCCCCGUGGGCGACCCUACUGAAACAGAGAUACGUAAUGCAAGGAGCUCAAUAGCUCUUACAUAUACCUAGAGCAGCCGGCCUCGCUCUUAUUGUGUGGCAGUUGCCCUUUUCGCCAGCCGACAUCUCGCAAAGGUCUCGUGGAAGAUGCCGAUCUAUGCGCUGCACGACCAGCUCCUACCGCCUUCUGGCGCAGCAUUUGCCGUCGCAUGCCAGCUCAUACCAAAACUCGAUAUUCCGAGUGGCUCGAGCAAUGGCGCGGCCAGCAACAAGGACGCGCUAGCACGAUGGCGCGUUCAUCGGGGACAUCUGCUCGGUCACUGUGUAACGGCACGCGAUGAUUCGCUUUCCAUCUACGAGAUCAGACUUCGGCCUGAUUCUAGCCUGCAACAGAAAGAUUCCGAGCAUUUAGGAGAUAUACAGCCGUACUUAUUGCGUAGGCACUCGCUCUUUGGCGUCGUCACUGGUCUCGACGCCGUUCGCACCGCUGCCAGCGAAGCAGAUGGUGCGGACCGAAUCUUGAUCGCGUUUAAGGAUGCAAAGCUAGCGCUCCUUGAAUUUUCUCUCUCGCUACAGGACCUCACAGUCCUCAGCAUUCACACCUACGAACGUCUUCCCGAGCUCUCCCUCUACCCGAGCGGUCUCCCUCUUAACUUUCAGCCUGUGCUCCGCACCGAUCCUCUCAACCGCUGCGCGGGGCUGAGCAUGCCAGGCGACGCACUGGCCAUUCUUCCUUUUGCAGGUACGGGCGAGGACGAGCUUGGAUUUUUGGGCGAGCUAUGGGGUGAAGACGAGCUGUAUGGCACCAAAUCAGGGCCUUCGUCGCGGUCCGACUCAGGAGUGAAUUGGGAGAAGGAGAGAGAGCUGCCGUACAACCCAUCCUUUGUUGUACGUCUGUCUCAGCUCGGCGGCAAAAGCGGUGCGGUCGGGGCUGCUGGCGUGGGAAGUGGCAUCCGAAAUGUCCGCGAUUUUGCGUUCCUACCUGGGUUUCAAAAGCCAACGCUGGCAGUGCUCUUCGAGCCGAGGCCGACGUGUACCGGACUCCUCAAUGAAUCGAAGGACACCUAUUCCCUCUUCCUUCUCACGUUGGAUCUCUCCUCUGGCCUCUCAUCACUUGCUUCCGGUGCCACCUCUUCUACAUCCUCACCACUCACCCUCAUAUCGGCGCGCGACUCUUUGCCUUACGACUCCCUCUAUCUUGUGCCUUGUCCAGAGAGUAUCGGCGGUACGGUCAUUGUGACAACAACCGCCAUCGUGCACGUCGAUCAGAGCGGCCAGGUCACAGGUCUGGCUGUCAGUCGGUGGUGGAACAGGCUGAGCGAGCUGCAAGGCGUCAAGGUGUGGGGCCCCGCGGAACGUGGAGAAGACAUUGACCUCCAGGGUAGUCAAUUGGCUUUCUUUCCUGCUACAUUCUGUGGCGCGGGAUUUUCGGCGCAAAGUGAAAAGGCAAUUCUUGCGCUUAGAGAUGGACGCAUGUUUAAUCUCGAAUUCGAAAUCGAGGGCAGGAGCUUAGCCGGAAUGCGCCUGAGCACUUUGGGCAAGAGUGUACAAUCCAGCGCGCUCGCUUUUCUCUCACCCGACCCGGGUAAUCCACCUGCCUCGUCUUUGUUUGAUGCAGAGAGGAAAGGGUGGCUGUGGGUUGCAAGCAUGGUGGGCGAUACGGAAGUCUUGCGCAUAGAAGCUGUCUUCGAAGCUACUAGUGUUAAUGGCAACGCCUCGAUGAAUGGAUCGGCCAAUGGAGUCCAUGAACAGCAACAGAACCCGGAGCUACAGCAAGAGGAAGGUGACGAGAUGGACAUCGACCUUUACGGCCCCUCUCCCACCAACGCACAAUCCACAACAACUGGAUCAUACGUUGCUGGGACAGUCGCACCUAAAGUACGCACGCGUAUGCAACUCACUCCGUCGACAUGCAUUCCUGCUCUGGGCCCCAUCGCAGACCUCACACCGACGGCAGAUGCUGAGGACAGUGUGCCUCUCGCCCAAACUGUCGCGUUAACAGGUGCUCGGGAAAGCGGUGGGAUGACCCGCUUCGAGCCGAGGAUUAAGCCGCGCAAACGAAGACGCGUCGAGACAGAUGGUACUAUUGUCAGUGCGGUAUGGAGUCUCAACCCCGAGAGCGAUAUGCCACGUCCGGCAGCGUCGCCAUCCAGUAGCAAAGGGGGAAGUAUGCUGUUAUUAGCCAGUUGUGAGGCUGAGCAGAUAUCUCUUCUAACGAGCGUCAACCGCGAUGGAAUCGUCGCUCGGACGGCAGAGCUGAACGGUAUCUCUAUCUUCGCGGCGCCGCUUUCCCAUGGAAAUGGGUGGAUAGAGCAACUCUUCUUGCGCGUCACACCGCUGCGCAUUGAAGUUCGAUCUUUCGAAGGCGCACGCUUGCGAGCGCAUCUCGAUCUUAGCACAAGUCAGGGCGAGUCCAUCAGAGCCGCGAGCUUUGUGUAUCCAUAUCUCGCCCUGACAACCUGGGAAGGAAAUAUCAAGCUUUUGUCUGUGUCACUACAGGUACAGAGUGACAAAGACCCUGUCAUUAGGGAGGUCAGCCUGCCGGAAGGGAUCGCAUGCGAUGCUACAUCAGGAGGGUACUCUAGCGUGCAUUUAUUCCAGGAUGCAACGCGGACCCUGAGCAUGGGCCUUCCUGCGGCAGGUGCACACGCCAAUGCGAGGCAAAUGCUGUCCACAAUGAACGACGACAAGAUCGACCAUGGUAGCGAGAGUGAAGACGACAAGGCGCGAGUCAGUACAAAAACAACUCCGAUUGAUUCGGUUGAAGCGUCAAACAUUUGGAUGACGCUCCUCACCAGUGACGGCGAGUUUCACCUCAUCUGCCUUGCAGACACUACUCGCACCUGGGUUACAGCCUCGUUGCCAUUCGUGCCAUGGCGCCUUGAAUGCUUUGGGAAUAUCGCUAAGCAAUCAACAACGUCUAAGUCUGUUGAAGGAGGUGUCAGCGACGUUCGGCUGAUCACGAUGGCUCAAACGCCGCACCUCGUUGUUCUCCUCGACAACCAGCAGAUGCACGUCUAUGAAUUCAAUCCAUUUCAAGAUCGCGACGCGCCAAGUCACAUGGCGACCGGUACCUUCGUCAAGGUUUUCGGCAAGCAGUUGUCCUCGCACGGCAUUGCCAUGUUUAACGCGCCUAAGGGUGACUCAUUCCAGUUUGACGGGGCCCGGAUCCGGCCUUUGCAAGGCUUUGGUGCAUUCUUGACUGGCGGCUCUCCCGGUCUUCUCGUUCGCACAAAUUUUGGCACAGUCCAAUUUCACGAGUGUGACGGUGACAUGCUUCAAGACGUGACUUCCAUUGGUCAAACAAGUGUCUACGCUUUCGUCGAGACUGGGCAGCUAAUUCUGGCGGAGAUCCCUGACCAUUGUUAUGACUUACCCAUUCCGUACUCACGCACUAUCAUUGGUCGUACAUACACUAAGGUGGCCGCCCAUCCCUCCACCCAGGCUCUAAUAGCAGCAUCGGUCGUAGAGACGCCUUUCUUGCUAUUCAAUCCGGAAGACAGUUCAGUCGUAGCAGAUCCUUCCACUGACCCCACACCAUCGAACUGCUACCGUGGAGCACUCGAGCUUUUUCCGGCGGGCGAAUGCCAACCUACAUUUGGAUUCCCUCUUCAGCAAAACGAAAUCGUCUGCGCUCUGGAGCUAGUGUCCCUUGCUAGCGUCAGCAACGCGCGACGUAGCAAGGAGUACAUUGCUGUGGGCACAGCGAUCUCGCAUGGCGAGGAUCGUCCUACAAAGGGCGCGAUUUAUCUUUUCGACAUCGUAGAAACAGUGCCCACGAUUGCCGAACCGACCAAAGUGCCUCAUAAGCUCAAGCUGAUUGACAAGGAGGAGCUCCGCGGGCCGGUGACGGCGCUGACGGACAUGAAUGGCUUUCUCGUGCACAGCAUUGGGCAAAAGCUACAAGUUAAGGCCCUGGAGAACGACGAGUGGCUUAUCUCCGUUGCCUUUCUGGACCUCGCUUUCUACGUUACAAGCAUUCACAGGAUCAAAAAUUACCUCUUGCUCAGCGACAUUCAGCGCAGUAUAACCUUUGUUGCUUUCCAAGAAGAGCCAUACCGCCUAGUGCAAUUAGGGAGAGACAUCAACAACGCACCCGUCUUGACAGCGAACUUCCUGCUUCACGAAGAAGGGAUUGCAUUUGUUACUACGGACAUACAAGGAAGGGUUCGUUUGCUGGACUACGCGCCCACCAUCUUGAGCACGCAAAGUGGCCAGAAGCUGUUGCUCCGCACUGAAUAUCAGACAGCGUCCGAAACCAUCUGCAGUCGUGUCCUACCGGGCAAGAGCAAUGGCAUCGGAAUUUCGACAGGAAACGAGAUUCUUCAGGGAGCCUCCAACGGAAGCAUUGAAGGGAUCACAAGUGUCGAUGAGGAGACAUUCAAGAAGUUGCAGCUUCUGCAAGGCUACAUGACUAGGAAUGUCCGCCACUUUGCGGGCCUGAAUCCGAGGAGUCUUCGCGCGGUUGUGAAUGAGACCGUACCUCGGCCUUUGGCGAAAGGCAUUCUUGACGGGAGCCUUUUGCGCAUAUUCAUGUCUCUGCCACGCAAGCGCGCAGAGGAGAUGGCUUCUAUCUACGCGCAAGGAGCAGCACCAGAAGAGGUUGCCACAGUUUUGCGGGACCAAUCCAUGCUAUGGCUUCGCACAUAGCAUGCCAGUUCACGUUAUGAAAUACAAUGUCACGUUCUUCCAUGUCGCUGCGGUCUGUUUCUUAUCGAAAGAAAGGGCGGCUCCUAUGCUUACAUCGAUUGUAAUACG